AUUGUUUCUUUAAUGUAGUCUUUCCAAAGAUGUAAAGACAUUAACCUUGAACACAGAAACAGUGGAAUAAACAAACAAGGACUUGGACAGUCUUUUACGCAGUCCAUAACAGGGACAUAUAAGGUCUCCAUUCAGUAAUCCAGACUCUGCAGGAAGACCACUUUGCCCGGUCUGCCCGGUGUGGACGGCGGAGGGCUCUCCUGCCUGCCCUCCCAGCCUCACCUCGCCCCCAGCAGCAUGUCCCUGGCUCUGAGGCUGCCUCUAGUCCUCCACACAGCACACUACCAUGAUCAGAUGGGCUGCCGGAGGAAGUAAGGCCGCCUCUGCCUCGUCCUGCUCCGGAGCCGGGGUAGGGCCUCGAUGUGGUCGUGGGACCGGCUCCAGGCUGAGGUUACCUUCAACGCUGCUGCCCCCCGCCCUGUCUCUGCCUUUCCUGGUUGCGGUGCUUUUUUUGUCCUUCUCCCUGCCCGGAGCGGCAUGCCACCAGCUCCGCAGAGACAGGCCGAGACCCGCCAGCCCACGGACUCUCAGGCUUCCACUGAACGUUUCUGAGGUGGAGGUCAUCUCCAGGACGAGGGCGACCUUGGGUCGGACAGGGGGGCCGCAGGGCAGGCACGUGCGCAGCUACAAUCACCUCCAAGGGGACAUGCGGAGGAGGAAGCUGUUCUCCUUCCAGAAGUUUUUCCUGAGGAUCGACAAGAACGGAAAGGUCAACGGAACCAAGAGCAAGGAUGACCCCCUCAGUAUUCUGGAAAUCACAUCGGUGGAGGUCGGAGUGGUGGCCAUCAAAGGGCUGAACAGUAACUACUAUCUGGCUAUCAGCAGAAGAGGAGAGCUGUACGGAGCGAGGGAGUUCGGCGUCGACUGCACCCUGAAGGAGCGCAUUGAGGAGAACGGCUACAACACGUACGCGUCGGCCGAGUGGAGGAACAAGAAGAGGCAGAUGUUCGUGGGCCUGAACGUCCACGGGAAGCCGCUGAGGGGGAAGAGGACGCGCAGGAAGAACAUGGCCACCCACUUCCUCCCGCCUAUGCCGUGAAACUUUGAGGACUGACUAGAGGAGGAGGAGGAGGAGGAG
Molecule: messenger RNA, 1078 nt
Organism: Gasterosteus aculeatus aculeatus (three-spined stickleback)
Lineage: Eukaryota; Metazoa; Chordata; Actinopteri; Perciformes; Gasterosteidae
Product: fibroblast growth factor 10
Molecular function (GO): growth factor activity
Source: RefSeq, a predicted model, not a curated record